CCGCAGGUAAUAGUGUCGAAUGCCGAUCUGCGAGAACCCCGAGCUGGGCAAGGGUCUGCUAGCGGCAGCGCAGUCUCUGUAGGCGGUAUGAGUUUGGCUGGGGGCCGGGCCCCAAGGAAAACCGCUGGGAACCGGCUUUCUGGGCUCCUGGAAGCAGAGGAGGAAGAUGAAUUCUACCAGACAACUUACGGGGGUUUCACCGAGGAAUCUGGGGAUGAUGAGUACCAAGGAGACCAGUCUGAUACAGAGGAUGAGGUAGACUCUGACUUUGACAUUGAUGAAGGAGACGAACCAUCCAGUGAUGGAGAAGCAGAAGAGCCAAGAAGGAAGCGCAGAGUCGUCACCAAAGCCUAUAAGGAGCCUCUAAAGAGCCUGAGGCCUCGAAAGGUCAGCACUCCAGCAAGCAGCUCCCAGAAGGCCAGAGAGGAGAAGACGCUGCUGCCACUGGAGCUACAGGACGAUGGCUCUGACAGCCGCAAGUCCAUGCGUCAGUCCACAGCUGAGCACACACGACAGACAUUCCUCCGGGUUCAAGAGAGGCAAGGGCAGUCCCGAAGGCGGAAGGGUCCACACUGUGAGCGGCCACUAACCCAGGAAGAGCUGCUCAGGGAAGCCAAGAUCACGGAGGAACUCAACUUACGUUCACUCGAGACCUAUGAAAGGCUUGAGGCUGACAAAAAGAAGCAAGUUCACAAGAAGAGGAAGUGCCCUGGGCCAGUGAUCACCUACCAUUCAGUGACGGUGCCACUUGUUGGGGAGCCUGGUCCCAAGGAGGAGAAUGUGGAUGUGGAAGGCCUUGAUCCUGCUCCUACAACCUCUGCAUUGACUCCACAAGCUGGGACUGGAGCUGCCGCCCCACCUGCUCACUGCUCACGCACCUUCAUCACAUUCAGUGAUGAUGCAACGUUUGAAGAGUGGUUCCCCCAGGGGCGACCCCCAAAGGUCCCUGUUCGGGAGGUCUGCCCAGUGACCCACCGUCCAGCUUUGUACCGGGACCCUGUUACAGACAUACCCUAUGCCACUGCGAGAGCCUUCAAAAUCAUCCGUGAGGCCUAUAAGAAGUACAUCACUGCCCACGGACUUCCACCCACUGCCUCAGCACUGGGCCCUGGGCCCCCACCCCCUGAGCCACUCCCUGGCUCUGGGCCCCGAGCCUUGCGUCAAAAGAUUGUCAUCAAAUAGACACCUGACCCUUAGACAGCCCCUUUCCUGACCUGGCUCUCCACUCUGCCCCCUCCCUUCUGAUCUCUCUGUCCUUGGUGCCCUUUGCCAUUGUUUUUCCUUAGCUCCUCCCUGGUUCAUUCCUCCUUAGUUCUGUUUGCUUGUGCUAUUUGUUUUUUAAUCUAAUAAAAUGGUAACAUCCUUUUUGUCUGAUGUGUAAGGUUGGAGCAAGAUAUGUUUAUGAAUGUGUGGUUUGUUUGUGUAUUUGGAUUGCUUUGGUUUUUGUGCUAGGAUUGAACACAUGGCCUUGUUUAUGCUGGACAAGUGGUCCACUGCUAAGAUAACCCUUCAACCUUGUUUGCUUUUCCCUCUUUUCUUUUUUCUUUUUUCUUUUCUUUUUUUUUUUUUUCUCUCUUUUGAGACAGGGAUCUCUACACAGCCCAGAUGGACCUCAAGUAAGAUCUCUCUGCCUUCACCUCCAAAGUGCUAGAAUUAGUCUUGGCUGCCACACUGUGUCCUAGGCCUUUUUAUAGUUUUAUAGCACUUGUUAGGAGCUGUCUUUUUUUCUUUUUCUUUUACAUGUAUGGGUGUUUUGCUUGCAUGUAUGUGAACACCAUAAGCAUACUUGUUGUACAUAUAGACUGGAAGAUAGCAUUGAAUCCCCUGGAAUGAAGUUACCAUUGUAGCUGCCAUGUUGGUGAUGGGAAUUGAACCCAGUUCCUCUGGAAACCACUGAGCCAUCUCUCCAGCGCCCCCCCCCCCCCCCAUGUGUGUGUAAAACAUAAGGUCUUGCUAAAUCAUCCAGGCUAAUUUCAGACUCCUAAGCUCAAGCAAGCCUUCCAUCUCAUCCUUCCAAGUGCUAGGCCUAGAGGUGCAAAUUACUGUUCCUGCUUGUCCUUUUUAAUAGCAUAUAUUUACAAAGUAGUGGGCUUAAUAAAGAUGCCUUCACUCAA
Arvicanthis niloticus (Nile rat) is the source of this 2114-nucleotide messenger RNA. RefSeq names its product vacuolar protein sorting 72 homolog (gene Vps72). Gene Ontology annotation, cellular component: nucleus. Lineage: Eukaryota; Metazoa; Chordata; Mammalia; Rodentia; Muridae. The record is from RefSeq and is a predicted model, not a curated record.